UCAAGAGACCAUAGGAAGAGACGAGAGGAGACCGUUGUUUGUUGUUAUUCACGGAAGCCUUGAGAGCUGUGCUCUGCCCGUCUCCAUACGUUGAUUUUAAGAGUGACAUUUUAAAGGUUCAACUUCAAAGAAAGAUCUUUUUUUCACCUUUUUAAAUUCAACCUUAAACUCUUGUUUAUUAUAAUAUCACUGCAUCGAGUGAAAAAGAGCCCGGAAACAUGAAAUGGAUGUUCAAAGAGGAUCACUCCUUGGGCCUGACAUGCGUCACCUGGACGGAACAAAAGUUGUUUUUGGCAGAACAAAACAUCGAUGCAUAGAGUCGGCCAAAAUCCGCAACAAGUACCCUGACAGAGUCCCGGUGAUUGUGGAGAAAGUGUCUGGGUCCCAGAUCGUGGACAUCGACAAGAGGAAGUACCUGGUCCCCUCUGACAUCACGGUGGCUCAGUUCAUGUGGAUCAUCAGGAAACGCAUCCAGCUGCCCUCGGAGAAGGCCAUCUUCCUGUUCGUGGACAAGACGGUGCCUCAGUCCAGCAUCACGAUGGGGCAGCUGUACGAGAAAGAGAAGGACGAGGACGGCUUUUUAUACGUGGCUUACAGCGGGGAGAACACCUUCGGUUUUUAAAAACAAGAAGCCCUGAUCGUGACCGGCCUUACCUGCGCGACGACCCCCACCCACAUCUAAUCACAGCCCUCACGCCGCCCCUGGAGAAACGGCGG
Messenger RNA from Sander lucioperca (pikeperch), 717 nucleotides. Its product is annotated as gamma-aminobutyric acid receptor-associated protein-like 2. NCBI's taxonomy places the organism in Eukaryota, Metazoa, Chordata, Actinopteri, Perciformes, Percidae. Gene Ontology annotation, cellular component: autophagosome membrane; cytosol; autophagosome. Gene Ontology annotation, molecular function: ubiquitin protein ligase binding. Gene Ontology annotation, biological process: cellular response to nitrogen starvation; autophagosome assembly; macroautophagy. The coding region runs from base 224 to 622 and encodes 132 amino acids. The record is from RefSeq and is a predicted model, not a curated record. The transcript is spliced from 5 exons.